CGUUGGCAACCGGGAAAGUACAGUGUGAGGAACAGGUGAUAAACAAACACACUGACCGGAGAAGUGAAAACAGUUAUGCUUAAUGAUGGCUGUGUUUGAGCUGUACACCCAGUACAACAGAGUUUGGAUCCCAGAUGCAGAGCAUGUGUGGAAAUCAGCUGAGAUCAGCAGAGACUUUCACUUUGGGGAGAAUGCUCUUGAAUUGCUCCUUGAAGAUGGCAAAGUGAUACAACCACCCGUGGACCCGUCUAAACCUCAGCUCCCUCCUCUUCGUAACCCGGACAUCUUGGUGGGGGAGAACGACCUCACAGCUCUCAGCUACCUGCAUGAACCUGCAGUCCUUCACAAUCUGAAAGUGCGAUUUGUGGAGUCCAGAAUCAUCUACACCUACUGUGGUAUCAUCCUGGUGGCUGUAAAUCCAUACAAACAGCUUCAUGUCUACGGCGAUGCAAUCAUUCAUGCCUACUCAGGCCAGAACAUGGGAGACAUGGACCCUCAUAUAUUUGCAGUGGCAGAGGAGGCUUACAAGCAGAUGGCCAGAAACCACAAGAACCAGUCCAUCAUCGUCAGUGGGGAGUCUGGAGCCGGGAAGACAGUGUCCGCUCGAUACGCUAUGAGGUACUUUGCUGUUGUAAGCAAAUCUGGAAGUAAAACUCGAGUUGAAGACAAAGUCCUGGCAUCCAAUCCAAUAACAGAGGCAAUUGGAAACGCAAAGACCACCCGGAACGACAACAGCAGCCGUUUUGGGAAAUACACGGAGAUCAGCUUUGACAAGAAGUUCAGGAUCAUCGGGGCCAACAUGAGGACGUAUCUCUUAGAGAAAUCCAGAGUUGUGUUUCAGGCAGACAACGAGCGGAACUAUCACAUAUUCUAUCAGAUGUGCUCCUGUGCUCACCUGCCAGAGUUCAAGAACCUGAAGCUGUUGAGUGCAGAUAAGUUCCAGUACACCUGCAUGGGCGGCGAGAUGACUAUUGAAGGGGUAGAUGACAAGAAAGACAUGGAGGAGACUCAACGGACCUUCUCCCUCCUAGGGUUGAAGGAAGAGUUUCAGUCAGAUGUUUUCAAAGUUUUGGCGGCUAUUCUGCAUCUGGGAAAUGUGGAAAUCAAGGACUCUGGAAGUGACAAAUCCUCAGUUCCACUCAGCGAUCCACACCUGGCGGUCUUCUGUGAGUUGCUGGGUGUGAGCGCAGAGGGGUUGGUGCGUUGGCUCUGCCACCGGAGGAUCGUGCUGGUGGCUGAGACGGUGGUGAAGCCGGUGCCCAAAGAGAAAGCGGUGAAUGCCAGGAAUGCUUUAGCCAAGCAGAUCUACGCCCAUCUGUUCGACUGUAUUAUCAACAGGAUAAACACAGCGUUGCAGGUUCCAGGAAAACAGCACGCUUUCAUUGGUGUUCUGGACAUUUAUGGCUUUGAAACGUUUGACGUCAACAGCUUUGAACAGUUUUGUAUCAACUAUGCAAAUGAAAAACUUCAACAGCAGUUCAAUUUGCACGUGUUUAAACUGGAGCAAGAGGAGUACAUGCGAGAGGACAUCCCCUGGACACUGAUAGAUUUCUAUGACAACCAGCCAGUCAUUGAUCUGAUUGAAGCAAAGAUGGGGAUCCUGGACUUGCUUGAUGAAGAAUGUUUGUUUCCUCAAGGCACAGAUCAAAGCUGGUUGCAGAAACUGUUCAACUACCUAGCUGACAAUCCUCUGUUUGAGAAGCCCAGGUUAUCAAAUGAGGCAUUUACGAUUCAACACUUUGCAGACAAGGUGGAAUAUCAAUGCAGAGGUUUCCUUGAAAAGAACAGGGACACUCUUUAUGAAGAACUUGUUGACAUUCUGAGAGCCAGUAAGUUUCCCUUUCUGGCCAACUUUUUCAAAGAGGAGGAGCUUCGUGCUGUGAACUGUAAAGGUGUCAAAGUGAGGCCCGCCAGGCCCGGAGUGAAGGCAGCCAGUAAACAGCUGAGAGCCUCUGUGGGAGAUAAGUUCUGCAGCUCCCUCUCUUUACUGAUGGAAACACUGAACGCCACCACUCCUCAUUAUGUGCGCUGCAUUAAGCCCAAUGAUGAAAAGCUCCCGUUUGAAUAUGACUCGAGGAGGGUGGUGCAGCAGCUGCGUGCCUGCGGAGUCCUCGAAACAAUUCGUAUAAGCGCACAGAGUUAUCCAUCCAGGUGGACAUACAAUGAGUUCUACAGCCGGUACAGUAUCCUGAUGUUGCAUCAGGAGGCCGACCUCAGUGACAAGAAGCAGACCUGCAAGAAUGUCCUUCAGAGGCUGAUUCAGGACCCUAACCAGUACAAGUUUGGUCGGACAAAGAUCUUCUUCCGAGCGGGACAGGUAGCGUACCUGGAGAAGCUGCGCCUGGACCGCCUGAGAGGAGCCUGUGUGACCAUCCAGAAACACGUCCGCGGGUGGAGCCAGAGGAGGAAGUACCUGCGCAUGAGAGAGGCGGCCAUCAUCCUCCAACAGUACAUCCGUGGACAGAGGACAAUCCGUAAAACGGUGAGUGCUGCAACACUGAAGCAGGGCUGGGCAUCGCUGGUGAUCCAGAGACACUGGAAAGGGUACCGCAUGAGGCAGAUCUACCUUGUCGUCCGUGUGGCAUCCAUCACCAUCCAGGCCUUCACACGAGGAUGGAAGGCACGCAAACAGUUCAAGACGAUGAUGAAGGAGCACAAAGCUUUGGUUCUGCAGAAGUACGCUCGAGCAUGGCUGGCACGCCGGCGUUUCCAAACCAUGCGUCGCCUGGUACUCAACGUUCAGCUCUCCUACAGGGUGCAGCAGCUAAGGAAAAAGAUUGAAGAGCAGAGCAAGGAGAACUGUGGAUUGGUGGAGAGGCUGACCACCUUGGCCAACUCGCACUCUCAAACCGUUGAGAAGCUUCAGGGUCUGGAGGUGAAGCUGGAAAAAUCCACUCACCUGAAGGCAUCUGUCGAGGCAAGAGAGAAGAAAGCGAAAGAAGACGCUGGUCUGACAAUUGCAUUGCUUCAGAAGGACAUGGAUGCACUAAAACUCGAAAAGCAGAACUUGGAGAAAAAGUUUGAAGCAUCCUUCAAAGAGGCAAAGGAGAACUUUGAUCAUAUAAAGAGCAGUCUUCUGGAAGAGAAAGAAUAUGAGGCAAGGCUUCGAAAGAUUGCAGAGAGCAACACUGAGAUCCAGAGACAGGACCACGAGAAGGAAGUGGAAAUUCUGAAAGAGGAGAUCAAGAGACUGAAAGAAGAGCGAGUUGGUUUACAGGGUAAGAUGGAGGAGGCUGGACAGGUGAACGCUGACCUGCAGGAACAGGUCAUCCAGCUCACCAAACACGUUAAAACCAUCCCUGAGCUCCGUCGAGACCUCAACAACCUGCAAAACCAGAGAAAUAACAUGGAUCGAAAAAUGAAGCAACAGUCUGAUCAAGCAAGAGUGAAAGUGAACGAUAUCACAAGACAACUUCUGGGUGGUGUUGUUGAAGAGGAGGUUCUUUUGGGGCUAAGUCCAGACAACUCAGAGAAGGUUUAUGAAGUUGAAGAUAUGCUUGCAGCCUUUGAUGGUCUACAGAAAGCUAGCAGAAUACUUGAAAGCCACCAGAAGGAGCAGAAGGAAAAAUAUGAAUCCCAAGUGGAGGGCUUGAAGUUGAAAGUGGACCAUCUUGAAAAUGAGAACAGCAAGUUGCAAAACCUGUUUCAGGAGAAGAGCAACGUCAACGAGAACAUCCGCCAAGAGGUUUCCAGGCUCAGCAGUGAAAACUCAGUUAUACCUGAACUGAAACUGCAGGCUUCUGAACUGCAGAGACAAAAACAAGAACUGGAGGCUCAUGUGGAGGAGCAGAGAAAAGAACUGGCAGAAAAAACAGAGGAGAUCACAAAUGUUCUCCACAGGAAGAUUGAAGAUGAGAGCUCACAACGCAGGCACUUGGAGGAGAAAGCGGGCGAGCUAGAGGAGCAGAAAAAUGAGCUUCAAGAACAACUGGAGGAGCUGGAAGAGGAGACUGAUCACUUGAAGAGACAGCAGCUGAUGGAGAGCGAGGCCAAGAGCAAACUGAGACAGGACAUUUCACGGCUUACUGCUGAGAAUAUUGACUUUGAGGAGAUGCUUGAUCACAAAGACAGAUUGAUAAAGAAACUCCGGAGUCAAAUAAAAAGCCUUGAAACAUCACAAAGAGUGAAACAAACGUCCGCGCCUGCCAUCCCCAAGGAUUUCCUCGGCAUGUUGGAGUACAAACGAGAGGAUGGACCCAGGCUCAUUCAAAACAUCAUUCUAGACUUAAAACCCAAAGGUGUGGCAGUUAAUAUGAUGCCCAGGCUGCCAGCUUUCAUCCUCUUCAUGUGCAUCCGCCAUGUCGACUACCUGAACGAUGAAGACAAACUCAAAUCUCUGAUGAAUGAAAUGAUCGCGGCUGUCAAAAAGGUCAUCUUGAAUUAUCACAAAGACUUUGAGGUGCUGUCAUUCUGGCUCUCAAACACAUAUCAGCUGCUAAACUGUCUGAAGCAGUACAGCGGGGAGGAGGAGUUCAUGAAACAGAGUACUCCUCGACAGAAGAAGAACUGCCUGCAGAAUUUUGAUUUGUCAGAGCACAGGCAGAUUCUCAGCGACCUGGCCAUCCACAUCUACCAUCAGUUUCUUUCUGUCAUGGAAAAGAGCCUCACUCCCGCAAUUGUACCGGGUAUGUUGGAGCAUGAGAGUUUGCAGGGGAUUUCCAGCAUGAAGCCGACAGGAUUCAGGAAGCGUUCAAACAGCAUCUACGAGGACUCGGAGACCUACACCCUCUCCUCCAUCAUCCAGCAGCUCAGCACCUUCCUCUCCAUCAUGAGCCAGCACGACAUGGAGCAGGGCCUCAUCAGACAGGCCGUCAAGCAGCUCUUCUUCCUGGUUGGUGCCACCACCCUCAACAACAUCAUGCUCCGUAAAGACAUGUGUUCCUGCAGGAAGGGGAUGCAGAUCAGGUGCAACAUCAGUUACCUGGAGGAGUGGCUGAAGGAGAAAGGACUGCAGAGCUCUAAUGCUAUGGACACUUUGAAGCCGCUGUCUCAGGCUGCCUGGCUUUUGCAGGUCAACAAGUCCACUGAUGACGACGCCAAGGAUGUCGCUGAAAAAUGCACCGAACUCAACACUGUUCAGAUUGUGAAGAUUUUGAACUCCUACACACCCAUCGAUGAUUUUGAGAAGAGGGUGUCAUCUUCGUUCGUCCGCAAAGUGCAGUCAUUACUCCACGAUCGUGAAAGCUCCUCACAGCUGAUGCUGGACUCGGACUAUCGCUUCCAGGUCACGUUUCCUUUCUGCCCAUCCUUACAGGCUCUGGAGCUGCUGCAGGUCCCGAGCAGCCUCCAGCUGGGUUUCCUCAUCAGGAUCUGAGCCAGCCGGCCUUUAACAUUUCACUACUAAUGACUAAUUCACAGCGCAGUGACCUGCGGUUGCUUCUUAUUGUAUAUAUGAAUAUGUAAACACAUUUAACAAAGUAUAAAUAUAAUAAACAAUGUAGACUUUUUAAAUGCAGAGAUCAUGCCUGUCUAACGUAACAACUCCAUAAGGGAAAGGUUUUUAAGAUUUGUUCAGAUUUUUGUAUUUUUUUUAAUAAACUGAAAUGUAUUUAUGUUUAUGA
Messenger RNA from Labrus bergylta (ballan wrasse), 5561 nucleotides. The record is from RefSeq and is a predicted model, not a curated record. Lineage: Eukaryota; Metazoa; Chordata; Actinopteri; Labriformes; Labridae.